Molecule: messenger RNA, 333 nt
Organism: Aspergillus mulundensis
Lineage: Eukaryota; Fungi; Ascomycota; Eurotiomycetes; Eurotiales; Aspergillaceae
Product: hydrophobin family protein
Exons: 3
Coding region: 1-333 (110 amino acids)
Cellular component (GO): fungal-type cell wall
Molecular function (GO): structural constituent of cell wall
Source: RefSeq, a predicted model, not a curated record
AUGAAGUUCGCCACUGCCAUCUCUGUCCUCGCUGUCGCCGGCUCUGCCCUGGCCUCUGCCCUUCCCUCCACUGCCGGCCUCGAGAAGCGGGAUCCGGAUUGCAUUGCUCCUCUCCUCUGCUGCGGCACCCUCACCACUCCUCUCGACCCCACUGUUGACCCCAUCCUCGCGCUUUUGGGCGUCAACGCCGCUGAAGUCGUUGGUUCCAUCGGUCUUCUUUGCCAUGCCUACGAUGACGAGUGCACAUCCGAGCCCCAAUGCUGCACGGAGGCCAACCUCUUGGGAGGUACCGUUGCACUUGGCUGCAGCGCCCUGGACGACCAUCACCACUGA